Acytostelium subglobosum LB1 is the source of this 2082-nucleotide messenger RNA. RefSeq lists its product as hypothetical. The record is from RefSeq and is a predicted model, not a curated record. The coding region runs from base 1 to 2082 and encodes 693 amino acids. Gene Ontology annotation, molecular function: zinc ion binding. NCBI's taxonomy places the organism in Eukaryota, Evosea, Eumycetozoa, Acytosteliales, Acytosteliaceae. The transcript is spliced from 6 exons.
AUGUACUAUCCCUUUGGACCGUCCUCAGAGGAUGACGACAGUAGCAGCAGUAGCAGCAGCAGCAGUGGCAGCUUUAAAGGCUUGGGAAGAAGGCUCAUGUCUGAUCAAAACAUAUCUUCAGCAAACUCUGAACUGUUGAACAAGAUAUUGUCAAGCGAGAGUCAUUCGGAUGAUAUAGAUGGAGAGGAGGAGGAUGAGCAAGAGCAGGAACAGACAGCAAUGGAGUGCGACGCUCAGAAGGGCAUGUGUGUAGAGUGUUCCGAUCAAGUUGCCACCAUACGUUGCGAUCAAUGUCGUGAUGAGCUGUGUCAAGUCUGUGGAUAUUCAUUGCAUCGCAGAGGCAAGCGCAGAGAACAUACAUAUGUCAACAUAGUUAUAAGUGGAGGACUACAUGGUCGCCUAGAUUUCGACUCUACAUCAAUGUUGUUGUCACCAAAGAGUGAUAUUGAUAAGUUGUUGAAUGGAGUUUCACCUUCAAAGAGUCUACCAUUCCGCGACUUGAUCAGUAGUAUCCUUUCACAGAACAAUGCCAACUAUAACAAGAACAAGAAUAGCAAUAACAAUAGUAACAACAGCAAUAGUCUAGUUAGAAGUAACAAACUACAGAAACAGGAACAGAUCGAUGAGGAUGACGAGGACGAUGCAGAGGAGGAUGGUAUGAAGUAUGGUCAUCACACUGGCUACAAGCAGUUGGCAAAGAACUGGUUCACAGAGCGUUCCAAGUACAUCCCAGUGCGAUUGACCUUUAACGAGAGGAGGUAUCUGAGAUUGCUCGAGUCUGUACUCCACGUGUCAGAGUACACCGACAAAGUGGACAUUGAAGGCUUGUCCAGGCCCAAACGUAUCGCCACCCAACUCCUCCAGAUCUGUUCAAUCCUUUGUGGACUAUCAAUAUCAGAGGAUAGAGCAGUUGGAAAGGAGUUGUUGGAGAACAAGGACUUUGGACGCGAACAGGAGUUCUUCCAAGACAUCUUUGAGAUUGGUAGACGACACAAGAUCAUGAAUCCAGAGAAGAUGAGAUCAGAGUAUGGCAAGAUGAUCCAUUUGUUGCAGGACUCGACUAGGGAGGAGAUCAAGGAGGCACUGGGACUCAACCUGAUCAGACCGCUAAAGACUGUGCACUCCACAUUGGCCGAGCACAACUCUCUCAAGUUGCUGGAGGACCCGCUGCUGGCGGACGCCACUCGCGAGAUUUUGCCCGAGGGCAAGGAGCGCUACAAGGUCGAGAGCGAGAUCAAGCAGAAGGAGCGCGCCAUCAAGAUGCUGCUAAGCAAGUAUUCGCGCGGCAACAAGGAUAUCCUGGAGCAGUGCAUAUAUUCCAUUGGCGACAAUCAUACAUACUUGCGCGAGAACAGAGACUCGGUCAGGAAGAUGAUCCGACUGCUGAAGAAGUUCUUUGACCCGAACGUCGAGGAGAAGCAGUACUCGCUGCAGAUCACGCCGGGCCAGGCGGGCGCGCGUCUCAACCACACACACAAGAAGCAGUUCUACUAUGUAUACCAGUCGCUGACCCUCUGGAAGAAGAUCCUGCACGACAUGUUCAAGCUGUGGUACAUGUCCGAGAACGAUCUGCUCGGCGGCAUCCCCUACAAGCUCACGCAGACGGGCCAGGGUCUGAACCGUGUGCAGCCCGCGCCAAGAAUCUCCACCGAGAUGGGACACAUCCUGCACUCGUCGCAGGCCAAGGUUGGCGACGCGUGGGUCGGCUCAUCAGUAGUUCACCUGGGCGACAACAAUGUACCAAACGCUCUCUCCUUCAUCGACAAAUACACACAGAUCUCGCGAAUCCUCAAUCCGAUCGUCAUCACCAUCAACUACAUCUUCAAGGUCAACAACAAGCGCAUCAUAGCCUAUAUCGAAGAGGCCUUUGGUGGUCCAGACAAUCUGACAAAGCUCAUCUUGUCAGACUUUUUCAAGCAUGCCUUUGAUGGCAGUGGUGCAGACAACUUCUUUGAUGCAGGCUCGUGUAUUGAUGGCAGAUUGACAUCGGCGUGGAACUGGUGUUCAAAGAUCCAGGAGAAGCGAUUCCAUUCAAUCUUCCUACUCGCUGGAUUCUCUGGCUUUGAUGGCAACUUCAAUUAA